GACUCGGGUGCGCCGGAAGGAAGCAUCGACUACACCACGAUUGUUCUCUUGCACGGUUAUGGAUGGCAUAGCGGCGUAUUCGCGAAAUUGGUCCCUAUCGCUGGCCGAUUUAACGCCCGCGUUGUACUGGUGAACAGACAAGAUUAUCCGGGAGCUGAGCCGUUCACGCUAGAAGAGCGAGCCGAGCUGUUGAAAGCGGCCAUCGAGCUGAAAACGAAUCCCCUUUCCGCGAGGGACAGGCUCGAUGUGUUCAUGAAGGGACAAGCACGCGAAAUAUACGAUCUACUUAUCCACCUCGUGGCCGAACAUCACAUUCCUCCAGCACGCCCCGAGGCAAACACAGGCGGAAUCAUAAUCGGAGGAUGGUCGUUUGGGGCGUCUUGGAUGACGGCGCUUCUGGCAAAUGUUGCGUCGUUCCCUGUGCAUGAUAUCGAACUGAGCCGUUACGUGCGGAGAGUGGUCUUCUACGACACCUCAGACGUCGCUCUCGGAUUCCCAACUCUUCCGCAUGUCUACUUCCCUCUGACAGACCGGACGAUCCCAGCGGAACAACUCGCACAGCUAUUCGCCGAAUGGGUCACCGCAUAUUUUGCACAUGGAGAC
Molecule: messenger RNA, 603 nt
Organism: Dichomitus squalens LYAD-421 SS1
Lineage: Eukaryota; Fungi; Basidiomycota; Agaricomycetes; Polyporales; Polyporaceae
Exons: 3
Source: RefSeq, a predicted model, not a curated record